CGCGCUGGUCGCCAAUCCCAGGGCUGAUAAGAUGAGGACCUCUGUUACCUAGAUAUUCCUCUGCGCGCCUUGACCACUUCUUGUUGGCAGUGCGAAUUCAAUGCACGAUAUCUUGAUUCGUCCUUCACACCAGGAUGACGACUGAACUGAAGCACCAAAAACAGCCCCCGGGCGACCGUUCUUCGGAUUUCGAAUUGCGAGAAAUCAAUAACACCACCGACAUCGAGGAAAAAGAAACCACCUGCAAUGUCACCGACAGCCUCCUGGGCCACCAAACACCGCAUACCGCCAGUUCGACCGAAGCGCCGCACCCGCUCUUCCCCCCGCUGCCGUCCUACGGACCGCCGUCGCUUACCGCAAAUAUUCAAUAUAUGCUAGUACGAUGCGUGUCGUUUUUUCUCUCGCUGGCCUUCUUGGGCGCAGUGGUAGCGGGCGCUCUUGUCCAAGGCGUGACCGGAAUCCUGGCAAGUCUUCGCUUGCGCGCUAGUGGCCAGGAUCCCAGUGUUCGGCGGAUAUUUCACGUGGAAGAACAAGAGCGACAACGAGAACGGGAUAAGGCACAUCGGAGAUGGAAAAGGCGACAGGGGAAGAACGAAGUCGACGAGGAGGCCCCGGAUGAGUGUCCCCCGCUGGAGGGCGGGCAGGAUCCAGUUGUCUGUGAUGUGGCAUAUUACGCACGGAGAGUGGGCCUCGACAUAGAGACCUUCAAGGUGCAAACGGAGGACAAUUUUAUCCUCACGUUGUGGCAUGUCUACAAUCCUCAAGAAUAUACCCCGCUGUCUGCACAGGCGAGACGGUAUCGUGGGCCGGAGGUAUUUGCCGAUCGGAAAGACCCGGCAUCGCAUCCGGCUUCAAAUCGCAAGUAUCCCGUGCUGUUGAUCCAUGGACUACUACAAAGCGCUGGCGCUUACUGUGUCAAUGAUGACGAUAGCUUGGCUUUCUAUCUCGCCAAGUCGGGAUACGAUGUGUGGCUCGGAAAUAACCGGUGCGCGUUGCGACCGGAGCAUACGACCCUGUCGCCAUCGGACCCGCGGAUGUGGUCGUGGAACCUACAGCAGAUGGGCACAUUGGACGUGUCGGCUCUCAUCUCUCGAGUCCUGUACGAGACCGGCUUCGACAAGCUGGGUCUCGUCUGCCACUCGCAAGGCACCGCGCAGACACUAGUAGCGCUCGCCAGAGACCAGCGCCCCGAUCUAGGCGAGCGCAUCUCAGUAUUCUGCGCCCUCGCACCAGCCGCCUACGCAGGCCCACUCGUCGAACGCGCCUACUUCCGCUUCAUGCGCGUCAUCUCGCCCUCCAUCUUCUACGCCAUAUUCGGCAUCCACUCAUUCAUCCCAUUCAUGAUCACCAUGCACGACUGCCUCCCGGGAAGCAUCUACGGCACAAUGGGCUACUACGUCUUCUCCUUCCUCUUCAACUGGAGCGACACACGCUGGGACCGUGGCCUCCGCGACCGCAUGUUCCAGUUCGCGCCCGUCUACGUAAGCACCGAAACCAUGCGCUGGUGGCUAGGCCGGGAGUGUUUCGCGACGCAGAAAUGCAUCUUGUCCACCCACGAAGUUAGCCUCGCUGAAAUGGAAGAGGACCACCGGGUAGAGCGGGGCGUCGCAGACGCAGAUUCUCGCAGCGAUACCGCGUGGUUCGGCCCCCAGGCGCCGCCCAUGGCGCUGUGGAUCGCGGGAUCUGAUGACCUUGUCGAUGGACGCCGGCUGCUCCGGAGGCUGCGGAAUGGGCGGGAGCCGCAUGUGAAUCUUGUGCAUGCGAAGGUCAUUGAGGAGUAUGAGCAUUUGGAUGUUCUUUGGGCUAUGGAUGCUGUGGACCAGGUGGGGCAGGAGAUCAGGCAGGUUUUGUGGUCGACUAUUCCGGAGACGGCGAGAGAUGUGUGUCGUGUUCCUGCUGGUGUGCGGUGAUUAUUCACCUUUUAGAUCGCAGACAUCGUAAAGAUAACUUGCAUGAGCUGAUGUAAUCUGUCCAGAGAGUCUGGAAGGGGGCGAAGCAUAGGAUUCACAUGAAGCUGGCACAGGGGCUCGGAACUGUAUACUAUGUACAAUAUACUUAUCGAUAUAUUCA
Molecule: messenger RNA, 2070 nt
Organism: Aspergillus campestris IBT 28561
Lineage: Eukaryota; Fungi; Ascomycota; Eurotiomycetes; Eurotiales; Aspergillaceae
Product: putative ab-hydrolase associated lipase
Exons: 1
Coding region: 135-1910 (591 amino acids)
Biological process (GO): lipid metabolic process
Source: RefSeq, a predicted model, not a curated record